AUGAGUCGACUUUGCCAGUUAGUCCUGCUCGUGUUUUUGGUGGGAUUAUUAAGCCGUGUACAUGGCUUGACUAACUCGCAGCUCGUUGCUCAAUUUCUUAAUCCGCAGAACAAGGCGAGCAAAGCCGUUGGGGUUCCUCUGCUUAAAUGGAACAGCAGGGCUGCAACUUAUGCUCGUAAUUAUGGUAGACAAAGAAAAAAUGACUGCCUACUUCAGCAUUCAGAAGGAUCACCCUACGGUCAAAAUAUCUUCUGGGGAGAAGGCCCAAAUUGGACACCUCGACAUGCAAUGAAUGCAUGGAUUGAUGAGAGGAACUGGUAUAUCCAUGCCAGUAACACUUGCACAGGCCCAGAUUGCACACACUAUACUCAGAUUGUGUGGGCCACAACCACAAGUGUUGGGUGUUCUAUCAUGAAAUGUAAGAGCAGGGACACAUGGGUUAUAUGCAGCUAUGAUCCCCCAGGCAACUAUAUUGGUGCUAGGCCUUAUUGA
Molecule: messenger RNA, 492 nt
Organism: Cryptomeria japonica (Japanese cedar)
Lineage: Eukaryota; Viridiplantae; Streptophyta; Pinopsida; Cupressales; Cupressaceae
Product: pathogenesis-related protein PR-1-like
Exons: 1
Coding region: 1-492 (163 amino acids)
Source: RefSeq, a predicted model, not a curated record